Somion occarium is the source of this 1609-nucleotide messenger RNA. NCBI's taxonomy places the organism in Eukaryota, Fungi, Basidiomycota, Agaricomycetes, Polyporales, Cerrenaceae. The record is from the annotation of a GenBank genome assembly.
GAAGAAUAAUGACGGCCUGUCGGGCCGUUAACACCGCUACUAGUGUAGUCCAGUAACUAGCCAAUCGUGAUCGACGGGCGCUUCAUUACAUAGUCGCACUCUCGCACUCGCACUCCUCCGACGACCAAAAGCUCAAAAGCCGAGUAGUCUCCAUGAUUUCGGCGUUCUUCAUAUUCAAUCAGAAAGGAGAGGUUCUCAUUUCGCGAUUGUACCGAACGGACCUCAAACGCUCCAUUGCCGACGUCUUUAGGAUACAAGUCAUUUCCAACAGUGAUGUUCGUUCACCGAUCAUCACGCUUGGGUCUACCAGUUUCUUUCAUGUCCGAAUUAACAACUUGUACAUAGUUGCGGUCACAAAGUGCAAUGCCAACGCGGCAUUGGUCUUCGAGUACUGCUACCGCUUCAUUGCGAUCGCCAAGUCUUACUUUGGCAAGGUCGACGAAGAGUCUGUGAAGAAUAACUUCGUUUUAAUCUAUGAGCUUAUUGACGAGAUCAAUGACUUUGGCUACCCACAGAAUAGCGAGAUUGAUACCCUGAAGAGUUACAUCACAACGGAGAGUGUGAUGUCGACAAGUAUACCGGCUGAGGAAUCCUCCAAGAUCACGACCCAAGCAACAGGAGCUAUCAGCUGGAGACGAGGUGACGUCAAGUAUAAGAAGAACGAAGCCUUCGUAGAUGUCGUUGAAACCGUCAAUCUCAGUAUGAGUGCCAAGGGCACCAUCCUCCGCGCAGACGUUGAUGGUCACAUAUUGAUGCGUGCUUAUUUGUCUGGAACACCCGAGUGCAAGUUUGGGUUAAAUGACAAGCUAGUGAUUGAUAAGAAUGAACGGGGGAUUGGGGAUGCCGUGGAAUUGGAUGAUUGUCGAUUCCAUCAAUGCGUGAGGUUGGACGAGUUUGAUUCCACUCGAACGAUUAGCUUCAUUCCGCCCGAUGGGGAGUUCGAGUUGAUGAAGUAUCGGUCGACGUCCAAUGUCAAGUUGCCGCUGAGGGUUAUCCCCACCGUCAACGAAAUCGGUACCUCACAAGUAUCAUAUGUCGUAACAGUGAAGACGAACUUCAGCAACAAGCUAUCUGCGACGAACGUUGUCAUUCGAAUACCCACACCACUCAACACAACUAGUGUGGAUACCAAAGUCGCUAGUGGGAAAGCGAAGUAUGUUCCCGCAGAGAACGUCGUCGUAUGGAAGGUUCCUCGUAUUCAAGGAGGCCAGGAAAUCUCCUUGUCUGCAACUGCGCACCUGACAAGCACCACUCAUCGACAGGUCUGGGCUCGACCUCCGAUCGAUGUUGACUUCCAAGUCUUGAUGUUCACGGCUUCCGGUUUGAUCGUCCGUUUUUUGAAGGUGUUCGAGAAGAGCAAUUAUAAUAGUAUCAAGUGGGUACGAUACCUGACCAAGGCGAGUGGAUCAUAUCAAAUUCGAUUCUGAUAAUGUGAGAUGUGUAGUGAUCUUGUUGUAUAGUUAUUUAUUCGGGCUGGAUAUAUCUACUCUACACCACAAUAUGAUACCUGUUUAUUGCACGUCUGUAUCUGUGGGAUGGAUUAACCUUACACAUGAACGCAGGGGAGAACGAUCGUGUGUCGAUCAUGGCACCCUUCUAAACCUUCUAA